Antechinus flavipes (yellow-footed antechinus) is the source of this 3931-nucleotide messenger RNA. It is a transcript of the gene PDZD7, whose product is annotated as PDZ domain containing 7. Lineage: Eukaryota; Metazoa; Chordata; Mammalia; Dasyuromorphia; Dasyuridae. Gene Ontology annotation, molecular function: protein binding. Gene Ontology annotation, cellular component: stereocilia ankle link complex; cilium; plasma membrane. The coding region runs from base 273 to 3143 and encodes 956 amino acids. Gene Ontology annotation, biological process: auditory receptor cell stereocilium organization; sensory perception of sound. The transcript has 17 exons. The record is from RefSeq and is a predicted model, not a curated record.
GGGGCCCUCAGCUGCAGGCAACCCGCAGUGCUUCUCAGUCUCAGGUGAGGCCCGCAGUAGCGGCACACCGAGCCAGGCCUAGGAAGUCUCCGAGGUGCAGCUACGGUUAGAGGGCGUGAAAGGCUCUGCUGGGCCUGAGACCCCGCCCCCUGUCCCAAGGACUAUGUCCCGGCUUGGCCCUAACUGCCCGCUGCCUCCAGGGCAAGGAACCAACACCUCCGGUCUGGGGCUGAGGCUCGAGUGGAUCGUGGAACCCUAAGUGACCCGCUGUCAUGGACCCCUUAGGCCUGGGGGACCUGUCUUCUGGCUCCCUGAGCUCCCUCUCCUCCCGUGGCCACCUGGGCAGCGACACUGGCUCCGCAACGCGAUACCUGCUGAGGAGGCAACAGCGGCUGCUGAACGGGCCCCCCCGAGGAAUCCGAGCCUCCUCACCCAUGGGCAGAGUCAUUCUCAUCAAUUCCCCCAUCGAAGCCAACAGUGAUGAGAGUGACAUCAUCAAUGCAGUCACGGUGGAGAAGAGCCCAGCAGGAAGGUUGGGCUUCAGUGUUCGUGGGGGCUCCGAGCAUGGCCUGGGUAUCUUUGUCAGCAAAGUGGAGGAAGGGAGCAGUGCAGAGAGAGCUGGUCUGCGAGUGGGAGACAAAAUCACAGAGGUGAAUGGGCUCAGCCUGGAGAGUACCACUAUGAGUAGUGCUGUGAAGGUGCUGACUGGGAGCAGCCGCUUGAGCAUGAUGGUGAGGCGAAUGGGCCGGGUGCCUGGGAUCAAGUUCUCUAAGGAGAAGACCACGUGGGUGGAUGUGGUCAACCGAAGGCUAGUGGUGGAGAAAUGCAGUUCAACACCCUCAGACUGCAGCUCGGACGAUGGAGUUAGGCGCAUUGUGCAUCUGUACACGACCUCUGAUGACUUCUGCCUAGGUUUCAACAUCAGAGGGGGCAGAGAGUUUGGUCUGGGAAUAUAUGUCUCCAAAGUGGACCACGGUGGACUGGCCGAAGAGAAUGGCAUCAAAGUGGGAGACCAAGUCCUGGCAGCCAAUGGAGUGAAGUUUGACCACAUUAGUCACAGCCAAGCUGUGGAGGUGCUGAAGGGUCAGACACACAUCAUGCUGACCAUCAAGGAAACGGGAAGAUAUCCAGCCUAUAAGGAGAUGGUGUCUGAGUACUGCUGGUUGGACCAAUUGAACAAUGGGCCCCUGCAGCAGCUGUCACAGACAUCGGAGAGUAGUUCAACUGUGUCCUCCUACUCCUCCAGCAUCCCCUACAGUUCUGGCUCUGGCUCCAGCUGCCUCCCCUUGGACAUGGUGGACGUUGGCCUAUCCACAGAGGAGCUAGUUGGGCCAGGGUCCAGGGGCUGGGGACGAGCAGACACGGCCAUACAGACUGAGCCAGAAAUCAGCGGGGUAGUGGAGACGUGGUGCAGUGUCCGGCCCACGGUGAUCCUCAGAGACACAGCCAUUCGAUCAGAUGGGCCCCUCCUUGCCCGAAGAUCCGGUUCUCGCCUUGACACCGCCCUGUCUGAGUCCCCCAAAACAGCCCUACUCCUGGCUCUCAGCAGGCCUCGGCCCCCCAUCACUCGAUCUCAGAGCUACCUGACCUUAUGGGAAGAGAAAAAACAGCGAGGGAAGGAGAAGUCGGGGUCACCUCCAGAGAAGGGUGCCCUGCAGCGCUCCAAGACAUUGAUGAACCUCUUCUUCAAGGGGGGGAAGACUGGGCGGCUGACAGGAGAUGGCAAAAAUGAAGCCUCAGUGCUGGAGAAUGAGAACACCAGCAGAUUUCAUUCACAUCUGGAAGGGGAGAAAGGGGGAUCAGGACCUGUGCAGAAGUUUGUCACCUGGAAACUGAGAAGGGACAGAGAGAGAGCUCAGACCAUGCUCUUCCCUGGAUCUGAAGGACGCUCCAGCCAACUGACCAAUGGAGAGGACCGAAUAAAGGCCUGGGAGAGCCGUCUCCCCCUCAUACAGGACUUGGCCCGGCGCCUUCUGACUGACGAUGAGGUCCUAGCUGUUACUCGUCACUGUACCCGGUAUGUCCAUGAGGGCGGCGUGGGAGACCUGGUGAGGCCUCUGCUGGCCAUCCUGGACCGGCCGGAGAAACUGCUGCUGCUUCGGGACAUCCGGAGUGCAGUGACCCCUGGAGACCUCAGCAAAUUUGACAGCCUAGUGAUGCCCAAGGAGCUUGAAGCGUAUGAAGCACUCAAAAGUCGAGCAGUGAGGCCGCCUGCUCUUCGGCCCACCCGGCAGGACACACCACCCAAGCGCCACCUCAUCACACCUGUGCCUGACAGCCGGGGAGGUUUCUACCUGCUCCCGAUGAAUGGCUUCGCUGAGGAGGAGGAGGAGGAGGCGGCGGGGGCGCUGGGCGAGCGGCUGGCGGGGCUGCAGGUGUCGCCGUCCGAGGACACCCCGGGUCCUGCCCCGGCCGCUGCCCCUCGCCGCUCUCACAAGCCCUUCCCCCCGCUGCGGGACGUUCCCGUGGACGCCUUCUCCUGCCUCGGCCGCCGCAGCGCGUCGCCCCCGCCGCCGCCGCCCAGGCCGCCCCCUGUAGCCCCCCGACCCCCGCGGCCCAACUGGCUGCUGAGCGAGCCCCCCGGACGGGCGCGCGAGGAUGCCCGACGCAGCCGCAGCCGAGGUCGCAGCCGCAGCCGCAGCCGCAGCCGCGGCAAGUCCCCGGGCAGCAGGCGAUCCCCGUCCCCAGCUCCCGGGAACGGGCGCUACAGCAAGUCCCGACGCUCCCGGCUUCCCCUCCCCGGUCCCAGCUCCCAGGUGAUCGCUGAGGACCCUGACCAGCGUGGAAGGACCCGGGAGCAAGAGCCGCCUCCAGACGGUGACAAAGAGGGGGAGCUCAGGACUGUCACUCUCUCCAAGCUCAGACAGUCCCUGGGAAUCAGCAUUUCCGGGGGGAUCGAAUCCAAAGUGCAGCCCAUGGUGAAGAUUGAGAAGAUUUUUCCCGGAGGGGCAGCCUUCCUCAGUGGGGCUCUACAGGCUGGCUUUGAGCUUGUUUCUGUGGAUGGGGAGAGCCUCCAACAGGUGACUCACCAGCGAGCUGUGGACACCAUCCGCAGGGCCUAUCGAAACAAGGCUCGGGAACCCAUGGAGAUAGUGGUCAGGCUUCCCCGCCCUUGUCCUUCAGCACCUUCCUCCAUCUCCUAGGCCCAGAUCUCUCUCCUUCGAUGACCUACUGAUUCAUUCCCUGAUCCCUCCCUAAGUUAACAGAGAGAUUGGGUUAUCCCCCCCAGCACUACCCCAAGUUCCUGGAUGACCACAACCACUUUCCUUAAUCCAUCUUCUAGAGCCUCAUAUCUCUCAAACGGGGCAGAUCUGUGGUCAGAACAGAAAUUAGAUGAUGGUGCUAAUUACCAGCCUUCCUACCCCUUGUUCCCCCUAGGCCCAGCUGUGCCUCAAAUCUAAGGCCUAAGGUGGGGGUCAGAGCCAUGGGAAUUGGAGUGCAAGUUCUUCCCUGCUGUCUGGUGUCUCACAGGUAGGGCCCUCCACACGGGGUUCUUCCAGUGAGAGGACCUGGGUCCAUCUCAUCCAGUCCUGUGCUUCUGGUCAUUACUUAGUUAAGGGUUUAGAACUGCCCCAGUAUCUCAGACCCUUAAAUUCCAUUCAAGUCAUGCUCCAUAAGGACUUCCAGACCUUUUCCUAUUGGACAUGUAGCAGGACCUCCCAAAACCAGGGUAGGAACUAAAGAGGAGCCAAUAGUAGCGUGUAUGUGGGCAGAGUAUAGACUUUCCCUUUCUCUUAUAGAUACCUUAAGCACUUAUUUUUCUUAUAAACAAAAAAAAUUUUUUUUUAAUUUUUUUCUUUGGGUUUGUACAAGAAAUUUACACGUGUGAAAAAUAUACAAUUUUAAAGAUGCCAUAAACUCAGGAAAGAGGGUGGGAUGAUGUUAGAGACCGGAAUAGUAACAAACACAAAUAAAUGAGAAGUCUGAGUUC